This is a messenger RNA of Hyla sarda, 1975 nucleotides long. RefSeq names its product MORN repeat containing 4 (gene MORN4). The transcript is spliced from 5 exons. The record is from RefSeq and is a predicted model, not a curated record. Bases 622 to 1101 code for a protein of 159 amino acids. NCBI's taxonomy places the organism in Eukaryota, Metazoa, Chordata, Amphibia, Anura, Hylidae.
AUGUAAUACAAAAUUAGACAGUCACGUUCAUUUGUUUUCCCUCAUUUAACAUGGCGCCUAUCCUUGAAUUCGUCAUAAGGCAGCUCGUCCAAUCACAGCGUUCGACGAUUAGCGUUAUCAUGACAACAGAAGACACUUCCGGGAGUUAUGACCAAUGGUAGCAGAGGGGGCGUGGCAAACUGCUAACCAAUGAUUAUAUUCAGGGGCGGGGCGUAUGAUCACUGCGCCUUCAUGACGUAGUAGCUUUAUAAUAAUUUAAAUUCGUUUCUCAUACUUGAAAAUAAAUUAUGUUAUUUAGAAUAUUAUCUCAUCUCUGAUCGUUUUGUAAGUUUAGGACGGAAAUGAAUAAGAGCGCGGCAGAUACAGGAUAGUCAAGUGAUAUUUUCCAGCACUAAACAUGGCGGCCACAGUUCUCUCCAGAUGUCAGAGUCUGUCCAAUCAGGGGCGUCGAUGAUCUGUGUUGUCAUGACAACAGCCAUCGGGCCCGUCAGACAGAUACCAGGGGGGAUGAGACAGGACCACAGACUGGGAGCCGAGCCAGAGAGGGAGCGGAGUUGUAUGGGGAGCCGUGCAGGCCACAGCCCGGAACGCUUUCAUCCUUCCGUGUGACCGCGUGGCGUUAUGACACUGACUAAAGGCUCCUUUACGUAUUCCACCGGGGAGGAAUAUCAUGGAGAAUGGAGAGAAGGUAAGGACCGGGACGGACAUCAACCUGAUGGUCGCAGGCACGGCGUGGGCCAGUUAUUGUUUGCAGACAGAGCGAUGUAUGUAGGACAGUUCGAGAACGGACUGUUCAGCGGCUUCGGGGUCCUGACCUUUCCUGAUGGCUCAAGGUAUGAAGGGGAGUUCCUUCAAGGAAAGUUUCAAGGAGCAGGCGUGUUUACCAGAUACGACAAGAUAAAAUAUGAGGGGGAGUUCAAAGGGGGUCGCGUUGAAGGCUAUGGUCUUCUGACGUUUUCGGACGGUUCCCAUGGAAUGCAGAGGAGCGAAGGUCUCUUCGAGAACAAUAAACUGGUAAAGAGAGAGAAAUGUCAAGCCGCAAUCCAGAGGGCCGUAAGUGCCUCCAAAGCGUCCUGCUGCCUGGCCGCCAACCAAGUCUAAGAGGACGGAUGCGUCACCGAUCACAUUCUACAAGUGCACUCACUUUUUGGAUAAUUUUUUAUUUUCUUUUUUUUUUCCUUUCGCUUGUUUACACUGCUUGCUGGUAAAAGCAGACAGACUGCUGUAUUUAACACUCUGAAUGGCAUAUAGCACUAUAGAAAUAUAUAUAUAUACGGUGCAUUCGGAAAGUUUUCAGACCCUUUCACUUUUGUUUCACACUUUGUUAGGUUGCGUCUUGUUCUAAAAAAAAACAAAAACAACAUACCGUAUUUUUUCGCCGUAUAAGACGCACUUUUUCUUCCCCCAAAACUGGGGGGGAAAAGUCGGUGCGUCUUAUACGGCGAAUACACACCUAUCGCGGCGGUCCCUGCGGCCAUCGACGGCCGGGACCCGCGGCUAAUACAGGACAUCACCGAUCGUGGUGAUGCCCUGUAUUAACCCUUCAGACGCGGCGAUCAAAGCUGACCGCCGCGUCUGAAGGGAAAGUGACACUAACCCGGCUGUUCAGUCGGGCUGUUCGGGACCGCCGCGAUUUCACCGCGGCGGUCCCGAACAGCCCGACUGAAUAGCCGGGUUAGUGCUUACAGGACACCGGGAGGGACCUUACCUGCCUCCUCGGUGUCUUCUCCGUUCAGGGAUCCCCUGUAUGGCCGGCGCUCUCCUUCCUCGUCAUUACGUCGUCGCGUACGUGCGUCGGCGUGCGUAACGACGUGAUGGCGGCGACGGAGAGCGAGGAUACCUGGCCGGCAGCAGAGACGUUCUGGAGCGACGGGGACACGGCGACAGCGAUGGAGCGACAUCCAGGGCAGCGGUGACUGGUCCGGAGCGGCGGGGACACGUGAGUAUUACCUCCUAUGCAGUGGUCUUCAAUCUG